AUGCUGGUGGAUCUGAACGCGUUCGCCGACGAGCACUUCGACCCCAAGGCGUGGGUCAACGAUGCGUGCGCUGCGCUCCCGCCGGAGGAACCUCCGGAGAAGUUUCUCGCGGACAUUGAAAUGAAGCUGCAGCUCUUAUCGGGUAUAUGCUGCGAGUGUGCAGAGAACAUGGGCGGAGCGUUGGAGGAGCAGAGUGCGGGCGCGCUGCUGAGGGUGCCGCGUGCUGACAUGGGCGGCGCGUUGGAGGAGCAGAGCGCGGGCGCGCUGCUGAGAGUGCCGCGCGCCGUGAGGGAGACGAAGCGCGUGCGCGAUGAUGCUGUGUCGCUCAAAGGCACCGUCGCCAGCAUCCUGCAGCGCCUGCAGCAGGUGGAAGCCACGUCAGCAGCCUCAGUGGCGGUGCUGGCGAAGGUGGAUGCAGUGAAGCAGCAGAUGGAAGCGGCGAGAGACACGCUCCAGUACGCGGCGGGCCUGGCACAGCUGAGUGCGUCAGUGGAGCAGGUGUUCGCCAGUGGGGACCUGCCACGUGUCGCCGAGACACUGGCCAACAUGCGGCGCUGCCUGGAGGUGGUCGGCGAUGCGCCAGAGUUUGCGGCGAACAAGAGGCAGCUGCAGUCGCUGGAGGACCGCCUGGAGCAGAUGGUGCAGCCGCGGCUGUCAGACGCACUCACACACAGCAAGCUGGACGCGUGUCGCUCGCUCACAGGCAUCCUGGCAGCCAUAGGCCGGCAGCACACGGUGGAAGCUCUUUUCUGCCUCGUGCGCUGCCGCCCGCUCACACGCCUGUGGGAGCAGUUCGAGGUCACUGCUGUUGCACCUGGCGCAGGCCCGCUAGCAGCAGCGUUACAGUUCCCCGAGUGGUUACCGCGCUGGUACGAUGAGAUGCUGCUGGCCGUGGAGCAGGAGGCGCGCUGGUGCGUGGCAGCCUUCCCCCACCACGCCUCCCCUCUCCUGCUGCGUCUGCUCACGGCCACAUGGGGCGGGCUCGCCUCCAGCUUCACUGCUCGCGUCGAUGCUGCUGUGUCUGAUGCUGCGCUGUCUGCUCUUGCCGCUGCUGAUGCAGCGUCCCAGUCACGGCCGUCCACCCGCCUGGCACUCCUGCUCGCCCUACACGCCACCACCACCACUUUCGCGCGCAAUCUCUCCCGCCUCCUUGCCUCCCUUCCUUCCUCCGCCACCGCCGAUGCCACUAAACCAUCUUCCUCUGAAAAAAACACACAAGGAGCCACCGCAGCAGCAGCAGGAGGAGGAGGGACAGGAGGAGGAGGCGCAGGGGGAGGAGAGAAAGGCAGCAAGAGCAAGGGCAGGGAGGAGGAGGGGGAGCAAGAGGGAGAGGGGCCUGUGAGUGUGAGCGCCGUGGUGUGGGCAGUGUUCCGCCCCUUGGAGCCCUUCAAGCAGCGCUACGGGGACUAUGAGCGUGCCCAGCUGGCGGCCGAUCUGGGCGGCAUAGAUCUCAGACCGGGCGGCGCAGUGAAGCAAGUGGGGCAGCGUGGGCUCGUGCUGGCAGAUGCUGUGCGGCGCAUGGAGGUGAGAGGCGGUGCUGUGCGGUGCAUGGUGGUGAGACGGGUACUGGGAGGGGCAUGGAGCAGCCAUGGCAGCACUCGCAGCAGUAGUGGAGCGCUGUCUCGCAUUCACAGGGGGCUCAGCAGUGUUGCUCACCGCUCUCAACCACUCCCUCCUCUUCGUCCCUUCUUUCUUACCCGCCCCACUACGCCCUCCCCAACCCCUCCACAGGCGGCCAUCCCAGCAGCCAUGGCAGCACUAGAAGCAGCAGUGGAGCGUUGUCUCGCCUUCACAGGGGGCUCAGAGGCAGCAGCGCUCCUCACCGCUCUCGACCACUCCAUCCUCCUCUUCCUCUCCCGCCUCUCCUCCUGCCUCCAAUCCCUCCCCCCCAUCUGCGGCCUCUCCCCUCCCCCUCCUCCUCCCCCCACUUCCUCCGCCACUCCUUCCGCUCCAACCCGAGCCUCCGGCCCAGGCUCGGACCGAACCAACCCAGUCUCAGACGAUCCGUUAGCCAGUCUACCGGACCCCGCAGGGUACGGAGCAGGGGGGGCAGGGGGAGUGGAGGAGGAGGAGGAGUGGGCAGUGGUACAGGGCGCCCUGCAACUGCUGAUGGUAGCAGAGAGUGUGGCAGUGCGCGUGGCAGUGUUUGAAGCAUCCCUCCGCAGUGCCCUCACCCAGCUCUCCCCCCGCCUGGGGCUGGAUGCUGGGGGCGAUAGCGCAGGGGAAGGGGGAGGGGAGGGCGCGGGAGGGGAGGUGAAGCGGGUGGGAUCGGUUGGUGGCGCAGGGGGAGGGGGAGGCGCAGGGGGAGGGGGAGCGGGAGGGGGAGGGGGAGCAGAGGGGAGUGAGGUGGAUGUGGCGGUGCUGAGACUGGCGGAGUAUCCCGACAAGGCACAGCGUCUUACUAGGCUGCUGGACGAGCUCAGGGACCCGCGCAUCCACGCGCUCCCGCGCACGGCGCAGCGAGUGAGAAGCUUCCAGGAAGCAGUGUCAUCGUUGGUGUACGACGUGCUCAUUGCCAAGGUGCGGCGGCAGCUGGCGGGGGUAUCCACGAUGCCGGACUGGGCAUUGGGUGAGGAGGAGAACGUGUUUGACCUACCAGCCUUCAAUGCAUAUGCUCUACCAUACAUCACGGCCGUGGGAGAAUACCUCCUCACUCUCCCGCAGCAACUCGAGCCUCUCGCCGUUGCUGCCUCCGAAGCUGCCCCGAGCCUGCUCCUGCAAGCCUCGGCAAGCGGUGCGUCGGCGGGCGGGGAAUCCGCGACUCCGACCGCAGCAGGGGAGGAGGAUGCGGGGGCAUAUUUCGUCCGUGAGUGGAUGACAAAGGUUGCUGACGGGGCGACAUCUCUAUUCCUUGAGCAAAUUCGGGCGAUUCCCGAGGUUUCGGACCGGGGGGCACAGCAGCUAGCAGCAGACAUAGAGUAUCUGUGCAGUGUACUGUCUGUGCUGUAUGUGGCUGCAUCGCCUGCCAUCGCGACCUUCCAAGCGUGCUUUGCCACGCCCAAGGCGAGCCUGGCGGAGUUUAUUGCUCAGGAGAGUGGUGCUGGGGGGUCGCUGGAUGCUACCUCUGCUCGCCUGGUCGCCAAGAUGAGGCGGGUUGCGCUGGAGUGA
Closterium sp. Naga37s-1 is the source of this 3108-nucleotide messenger RNA. The record is from the annotation of a GenBank genome assembly. Lineage: Eukaryota; Viridiplantae; Streptophyta; Zygnematophyceae; Desmidiales; Closteriaceae.